Messenger RNA from Trichoderma aggressivum f. europaeum, 1311 nucleotides. RefSeq lists its product as uncharacterized. The record is from RefSeq and is a predicted model, not a curated record. Gene Ontology annotation, molecular function: protein binding; aminomethyltransferase activity. The transcript has a single exon. NCBI's taxonomy places the organism in Eukaryota, Fungi, Ascomycota, Sordariomycetes, Hypocreales, Hypocreaceae. The coding region runs from base 1 to 1311 and encodes 436 amino acids. Gene Ontology annotation, cellular component: mitochondrion. Gene Ontology annotation, biological process: glycine catabolic process.
AUGAUGAAGAGCUUCGCCAGAAUUGCUCGGGCAUCGCCCCGCGUCAAGGCUUCGGCCUCACUCUCUGCGGGCCGCCUGGCGACUGCUGGAAGCAUCCGAUGCGCCUCCAAUGCCUCCGGCGGAGAGCCGCUCAAGAAGACGCCGCUGUACGACUUCCACGUUGCCAAUGGCGCCAAGAUGGUGCCCUUUGCGGGCUACCACAUGCCCGUCCAGUACUCGUCUCUGUCUCUGGCGGACUCUCACCACUUCACACGGAACCAUGCAUCGCUUUUCGAUGUCAGCCACAUGGUUCAGCACAUCUUCAAGGGUCCUGCCGCGGCGGCGUUUUUGGAAAGGGUUACGCCUUCGUCGUGGAGCAGUGUUGCUCCUAUGAGUGGCAAGCUGACGACUUUCCUAUGGCCUGGCACUGGAGGCAUUGUUGAUGAUACCAUUGUUACGAGGAUUGGCGAGGAUGAGUUUUAUGUGGUGACUAAUGGAGCGUGUCUUGAAAAGGACACCAAGUACAUUGAUGAGGAGCUGGACAAGUUUGGUGGCGAUGUGAAGUGGACGAGGCUGGAUGGAUCGGGACUGGUUGCCCUGCAAGGACCUCAGGCCGCUGAGAUUCUGAGCGAGGUUCUCGCCACUGAUAUCAACCUCAAGGAGUUUUACUUUGGCAACACUGUCCAGGCUGAGCUCAAGCUUGCGGAUGGCGGCAAGACUCACCCUGUCCUGAUUAGUCGUGGCGGCUACACCGGAGAGGAUGGCUUCGAAAUCUCCUUCAACGGCAAGCUGUAUCCUGCUCUGGAGAGCACCGUCAAGGCUGUCGAGUCUCUUAUCAAGACUGCUGGUCCUGAGCGCCUCCAGAUGGCUGGUCUCGGAGCCCGUGAUUCUCUUCGUCUGGAGGCUGGUAUGUGCUUGUAUGGCCACGAUCUGGACGACACCACCACCCCUGUCGAAGCUGGCCUCAGCUGGAUCAUCUCCCCUGAGCGUCGCAAGGCAGGCGGCUUCCACGGCGCCGAGGUCAUCCUCCCUCAGCUCACACCAAAGUCCAAGGGCGGCUCUGGCGUCGGGAGACGUCGUGUCGGCUUCGUCGUCCAGGGCGCCCCUGCUCGCGAGGGUGCGGAGAUUCAGAAGGAUGGACAAACCAUUGGCACAAUCACCAGCGGUGUUCCCAGCCCAACACUCGGAAAGAACAUUGCCAUGGGAUACAUCAAGGAUGGACAGCACAAGGCUGGCACCGAGGUGGAUGUCGUUGUCCGAGGCCGCAAGAGGCAGGCUGUCGUGACAAAGAUGCCUUUCACCCCCGCCAAGUACUGGAAGGCUCCCGCUUAA